AAAUAUUGAGUAAGCUUUGCUCUUGAAUUACUGUACAAAAUUCAAAAAAAUAGAAUCACAAUACUUUGAGCUAAACACAAAAUUCUUACAAGUCACUCACAUCUUAACUGUUUUAGCCUUCCGCUAAGAUGCGGGGCACUGCCAAUUGGAUAAUAUGCUUGGGAUUGACCAUAGUUGUAUGGCUGGUCUUUCAUUAUUAUCAUUUCAUUGGGGCACAAAAUGAACCCAAAUCUGACAACGAACUUCAGGAAACGCUUUCGGAGAGCUGCAAAACAAGUUCUAUUGAUGUUUAUUUGCACUUCUUCUGGAUCUUUGCAUGCAUAUAUGCAUUAUCCAAGUUUACUGAACUAUCUGAACGUUAUCUAAGCGCCAAAAUCGCAUUCAAGGAGCGCAACUCGGAUAUUCGUGUUCUCAACGAAGAGUGGGAGAAGACUCUUAAACUCUACGAACAGGAUAAAAUGCAAUUGGAUUCUGAAUUAAAAGCAUUGCGCGAAAAAAACUGCGGAUUGGAGCAAUCGAUGCAGGAUUUACGGGAUUGCAAUCUGCAUUUGAUCAGUGAGAAUUUUAUGCGAACUGUGCUGCAGGAUCAACAGAUUCAGGGACUCGCACAACGUGUCCAGGAUCAGCAGCCAUCGAACAUAUACAUCACCAAUCGUCACAUCCACCUGACACGUCAGGUAUUUGUGAACGAGGGAGAUCUUGAUAUCGAUAUUGGUUCACGAACAGCCGGAGGACAGGAUUUUGAAACGUCAGAUAAAUCCUUGAACGUUUGGGUUCAAUAUCUUAAGAUGCGCAAGUGUUAUAUGGGACCCAUAGCUGAUCCAAAAUUGGUCUUUAAUGGCGAUCCGGAUCGAUUUCCACCAAUUGUGAUGACUACAGAGCAAUUGGCCAAAUUACAGGGCAUGAUCUAAUUCCACAAGACAAUAUUGCUGGAAAUAUUCAUGUCCCAAAAAUAUGCAUGUUGAAGAUUCCAUAAAAAUUACUGCACAAAAGGGAUUUUAUUUGAAUUAUUCAAAAUAAAUGGACUGUACAGCGUAAAUUUGUAACAAUU
This is a messenger RNA of Drosophila sulfurigaster albostrigata, 1051 nucleotides long. RefSeq lists its product as uncharacterized. The record is from RefSeq and is a predicted model, not a curated record. Lineage: Eukaryota; Metazoa; Arthropoda; Insecta; Diptera; Drosophilidae. The transcript is spliced from 4 exons. Bases 129 to 911 code for a protein of 260 amino acids.